Dromiciops gliroides (monito del monte) is the source of this 4938-nucleotide messenger RNA. It is a transcript of the gene FBF1, whose product is annotated as Fas binding factor 1. Bases 293 to 3757 code for a protein of 1154 amino acids. Gene Ontology annotation, cellular component: ciliary transition fiber; ciliary basal body; centriole. The transcript has 31 exons. Gene Ontology annotation, biological process: cilium assembly; establishment of epithelial cell polarity. The record is from RefSeq and is a predicted model, not a curated record. NCBI's taxonomy places the organism in Eukaryota, Metazoa, Chordata, Mammalia, Microbiotheria, Microbiotheriidae.
CUUGCGGGAGCGGUGCCUGGCCAACAGUGGAGGUUAGCUGCCAAGGAGCUGGGCGGCCGCGCGAGAGGCCAGGACCCUCUGAGGGGCCGCGGUCUGCUGGGAGAGGUGGUGGACGGCGGGGGAGAGCCUCCUGUCGUGGGAAGCCAACAGAGAUAUGAUCCAAGGAGGAGUAUGGUCUAUGAUACCAGACAUCCUCCCUUCAUGGGAGUUUAGACAUGAUGUGGUCAGAGACCUAACCACCUGAACGGUCUAAGAAAAAGACCCUGUUGACAGGAGUCCCAGGAGCCCUGAGAUGGCCACAAAAAUGAAGAAAGGCCUGAAAAGCUCUAUUGAUGAUAUGCUUGGUGACCUCUUGGAUGAUGACACCAUGGCCCCUGAGAAGCCUCUUCAAUCAGCUGCAAAUCCCAGGGAUAGCCUAGGAUCAUCUCGGGGCUUUUCUUCAAAGACCAGAAAAAAGUCCAUUCUGGAAGAUGACUUCUUCAAUACCAUGGCAGCCCAGGCCAGUGCAAAUGCUGAGUUUUCUGAUAUGUCAGAUGCAGACCCACAGGCUUUGCUACGGUCUAUGAAGGAUAUGGACGACAUGGAUGCUGAUCUCUUAGGCUUGAAGAAGUCCAAUCUAACUAGUAAUAAAACAGCUGCAAAAGGUUCUGGAAAAGAGGAGUUUCCUGGUGAUUUCUCUAGACCUACAGGAAAACUGAUAGCCAAUGAGAGAGGAGAGAACAUUCCCACCAAGAAGCCCGUGCCUUCCACUGGGAGUGCUGGGCGCCCAUACAGGAAGUUUUCCUUUGAUGAUUUGGAGGACCCCUUAGCAGGGCUUCUCUCUGAUGAAGAGGAAGAAAUUGCCAAGAAGCCACCUUUAAAAGAGAGUAAAAUAGUCCCUGAAAAGAGCCCUACCAUAGUUAAAAAUAAAGGUACCUCUCCUGGUGACAACCCCCAUUCUAAAGAAGGAGGAAUUGAGUUUGAUGAUGGGGAUGACCUCAUGGCCACCCUUGGGUUUGGAGACAGUCCUAAGGCAGAACGGAAGCAGGAAAAGGGAGUCCAGGAUGCGCCCCGUCCUGCUCGCACUAAACUGGACGAGCUACUGGGACGUGGAACUGCCCCCAAGCUCCUGGAGAGACCUGGUACCGGGGAGCUCCGGGAGUUCAAACUGGAUAAGAAGUACCAGAAACAGCCUGACAAAGAAGAUUCCUGGGGAGAUGAUGACUUUGCCUUUGGAGCCUACCAGCCCACCGUGGCCUCCUCCUCUGAGAGCCGACAAUCCCGCCGGCAGUCUGUCAGGUUCUCAGCAGAGAGUCUCACCAAUCCCAAGGGAGAACAAGGCUCCAAACAGAGUACCCCAGCCACAGCCAGCCCUGCUCACACUGGGAAGGGAGGAGCUGACUGGCUGGGCCUCAAGGAUGAAGACUUUGACUUGCUCCCUCCAUCCCCCACCAAAGUAUCCAGCAAGGGUGGCUCAACAAUAGCUGCAUCCUCAGGACCUAGUCCUGCAGCCCGGCACUCUGCUCCAGCCAGUCUGCCUGGGUCGGGGAUGAAGCCACCCACCGAAACUACAACUGGUCCUCACAAAUCCAGCCUACCUCCUAAGCAGGGAGCAUCAGAGGAAAAACAAGAAGAGGAUUGGCUAAGCCAUGCCUUGUCCCGGAAAAAAUCUCAGAAUUUAGCCAAAGAGGAGAAAUCUGGGCCUUCUAAGGGCCUGAACCCGACCGAAACAUUGGAUCUUCCCUCUGGCAGUCAACCUGUUGUCAGCACCCAAGGGCCUGAGCAAACAGCUGCUAGAGGAACCCCAGGGACAGCACAAGAAGCUGCAUCUGCCCGCCCUGGGGGCACUGGGGUUCCCCAGACUGAAACCCACCCCCAGAUACCAGCUGCCCCUCUACUUCCUGCAACUGAACCAAAGAGAGACACUCUUCCUGGAGAAGUUCCCAGCACUGACCUUGCAGCUUGUUUCCGGAGACCCCAAGAACUAAUAGGGACUUCUAUGCCUGUACAGGGCUUUCUCCCAGAGAGCCUGGCCCUGAGUUUGCUGCCAACAGGAGAGUAUCAGAAGAGGAUCCUGGCUGCCCAGGCGCAGCUACAGUGUGGCACAGCGGAACUCCAAGAGGAGCUAUUAAAAAGUCAGGCCCGCCAGGCAGAGCUGGAGACCCAGGUACGGAAGCUGGAACUAGAGAGAACUCAACAGCAUAUCCUGCUUGAGAGUUUACAGCAGCGGCACCAGGCAGACUUGGAGCUUAUUGAGAGUGCGCAUAGGAGCCGGAUCAAGGUGCUCGAGACGUCCUACCAGCAACGAGAAGAACGACUACAAAGGGAGAAUGAGGAACUGACAGUUCAGUAUCUGUCUCACUGUCAGGAGGCUGAGAAAGCACGAGCUGAGCUUCUGGCACAACACCAGCGUCGCCUUGCUGCUGCCGAGCAAGAGAAGGACCAGGAGAUUGAGAGGCUCCAGAACUUACAGAGGGCAUCCAUCGUAGAGAUACGAAAAGACCAUGAGAGCAGGCUACAGAGGUUGAAGCGGCUGAAAGACCGGGAGAUUGAUGCCGUUACAAGUGCAACUUCCCAUACCCGGUCCCUCAAUGGGGUUAUUGAACAAAUGGAGAAGUUUUCCUGUAGCCUGAAUGAGCUCUCAUCCCGUGUAGAAGCCACUCACCUUACCAACUCCCAGGAGCUCGAGAUAGGGGCCCGUCAGCGUGAUAAGCAACUCCAAGCUCUGCAGGAACGGUUGACUCUGCAGCAGCGGGACAUGGAGGAUGAGAGGAACAGGCUACAUGAGAUCAUUGGGAAGAUGGAGGCCCGACUGAAUGAACAGAGCCGUCUCCUAGAGCAGGAACGCUGGAGAGUGAGUGCUGAGCAGUCUAAGGCAGAGUCUACACAGCGUUCCCUAGAGGAGCAGAGGAGGGUCAUGAACCAGCAGCUCAGCAUGGAGCGGGAGGAGCUGGAGAGGGCCAAGAAUGCUUUACUGGACGAGCAGAAAUCGGUCAUGCACAAGUGUGCCGAGGAGGGGCGGCGGCUGGCAGCAGAGUGGGCUGACUUCUAUGCCCAGCAAAAGCUAAGUAAAGAACGGGCAGAGCGUGAGGCUGAACGCGUGCUGCAAGUGGACUCACAGAGGGAGGGCACCAUCGUCAGUCUAGCCAAGGAGCAGGCAGAGCUGAAGAUCAGAGCAAGUGAGCUGCGGCUUCGGGAGGAGCAGUUGGCUGGGGAGUGGGAAAUUCUGGAGCGGGAGCGGCAGGAACUAAGGCUGGAGAAGGAGAAGGUCAACGCAGCUGCCCUGCGCAUCAAACUCCGAGCGGAGGAAGUUGAGAGCAUGAGCAAGGUAGCCUCUCAAAAGUAUGAGGAGGGAGAGCGGGCUCUUCUGGAGGCUCGCAAGCUACAGGCAGAGCACCAGGCCCGCCUCCAGGUUGUGCAGCAGCAGCAGCAACGACUCCAGCAGCAAGAGCAGCAACUGCACCAGGAGAAUUUGAAUUUGGCUCAACAGAGGCAGAAGCUGGAUCAUUUUCGACUGGAUCUCCCCUCUCCCAUAAUGGGGCUGGGCCCUGGGAUCCAAGUCCUAGAGUCUUCCAGCCUGAAUGCUAUUGCCUCUCCUGCCCUUGCCAUUCCUGGACGCAGCCAGCCUCCUGCAGGCCUGGGCCCUUCCCAUUUGCAGGCCAAACUGGUGUUACUGAAACACAUGGCUGAGAAGGACCGGGACUUUCUGGAGGAUGAGAAAUUCUUUUUGGAGACACUGAAGAAAACUUCCUACAGCAUGACACCCUAUACAGCCUGAGUCCCACUCUGGCCUUCUAGCCGGGAGGCUUCAGUUGCUGGAAUCUAUACCUACUGCACUCUGCCAACUUGCCUGCCAAAUCUCAUCUCACGGUGUUGGCAGAGAUGGCACCACCACAAACCAUGCUGGGCUCCUCCCCUUUGCCUCUGUGGCCCCCACUGGACUACUCUGACCCAUUUGCUUAAACAUAGCCACCUGUUCCUGAUCACCUCAUUCAGUGUGUGUUAACCAGACAUAGUAUCUACAGUGAGUGGAGAAGAAUAGGGGACAGCUUUUCUACGUGACUGUGCUGCUCUGUUCCAUCUCAACCCCUGACGCUCUUCAUUGCCAGCCAAAGGCCUUCCAGAGCUACAUCCCACCUCUGGGAUAGAACGGGGUUAGUAUUGCUUGAUCACAAAAUAACACAAAACAAAGUGGGAUUCAAGGAGUAGAACCCUCAGGAAAUUUCCAUUUAAGGCCGGCCCUCAACCAGUUUGGGGAAAGCUCUGAAUCCUAAUGCUCCCGCAAUAGCUGGGGUCUCCCCAGAUGAUUUAGGUUGUGCUUUUUAGACAGUCUUCUGACAGGGCUGGUUUUCCCCAAGGAAGCAGCCACAGAGCUUUGUGCCCCCAGAGAAUUGAGGGGCGGCUAACAGAGCUGACACAAGGUAUCCUGCCCCCAGAUCUUUAGACACCUGGCCCUGGGGUGGGUUGGAGCAGGCACUCAUGAUUUCUACUGGAACUUAAACUUCUGGUUUCACCAGCGACUCUUGCACACAAGUCCAUUUAUUCUCUUUGUUUCCCAAGCCUGCCUGGCUAAUUGGCUCACUGGACUGGAGAACUCAGCCUUGCAGCUUGUUCAUUAGAUUCUUCCAUAUGGGCAGGGGGGACCAGGGAGCUAGGGAAAGAAUGCUGCCUAUUUAUGUCAACUACUAUGGAGCCAAGGCUAUGGGGAAAUGAAGACAGACAGUACCAGAUGUCACAGUUCCAUUCUUCUCUGGCUCCGGAGAGCAGCUAAUGGAAUCUACUGUGUCCGGGCCUCUGCCUUUUCAAUUUUCUAGUAUGUGGGCGAUAUGCCAAGACUGGCCAGGAAGAUGGCAAGGGAGAGGGAGGAUUGGGGGAUCAGUAAUUGUUCCCUGUGGAACCAAGGUCAAUUUAGCUCUUCAAAUAAAAUCACAGUUCUAAAGCUGCUUCUGCCAUUAACCA